Molecule: messenger RNA, 2838 nt
Organism: Phaeoacremonium minimum UCRPA7
Lineage: Eukaryota; Fungi; Ascomycota; Sordariomycetes; Togniniales; Togniniaceae
Product: putative peptidase family m28 family protein
Exons: 3
Coding region: 1-2838 (945 amino acids)
Biological process (GO): proteolysis
Molecular function (GO): metalloexopeptidase activity
Source: RefSeq, a predicted model, not a curated record
AUGAAUCCCUUUGCGUUCCGACCGGCACAAGUCUCCUUCUGGACGACAGUCAUCUAUCUUGCGCUCGUCAUUCCUCUCAUCGUCGUCAACGAGAGUGUACCCCCAGCACCUACAGAUCCCACUCCAUUGGAAGGCAUUAAUAUCACGGAGGCAUGGCUGGAUCUCGCCACUCUCACGAAUGGCUAUCACCCCUACAACAGCCACAGGAAUGAUGAAGUGCGCAACUGGCUACUUCUGAGGAUCCAGGACAUUUUGGACGAGAAUGGCGUAUCUUGGAACACAGAGACAACUAUCAGCAAGCCCCCUGUAUCUACUGGAUACGGCGCAACCGAUGACGGCGUGGGUGUUAUCACCGUGUUGCAACUCAUCAAAUAUUUCACCACUCCAGGACAUCAGCCUGAGCAUGGAAUUGUAGCGCUUCUGAACAAUGCAGAAGAGGACUACCUUUACGGCGCUAGGGCAUUUGGGAAGAGUCCGCUGAUGCCAUUUGUUCACAGCUUCUUGAACCUCGAGGGAGCUGGUGCUGGAGGACGAGCUAUACUCUUCCGGACUACGGACCAGGACGUGACAGCUGCUUAUGCUGGAGUCAAGGACCCAUUUGGCACCGUUAUUGGAUCAGACGCAUUUGGUCUGGGAUUCAUCCGAAGUCAGACAGACUACGUUGUAUUCAACGGUAAUUACGGUGCGAGGGGCGCGGAUAUAGCCUUCUAUCGUCCUCGAGCAAGGUAUCACACCAACCAAGAUGAUGCGAGACACACUAGUCGAGCAAGUCUGUGGCACAUGCUCUCUGCUUCCAUCACUACUGUUGAUAGCCUGUCUGGUGACUGGGGGAAGAAGUUCCUUGGGGAACGUAGCGACGGUGACGACACUAAGGUUCCUAACGGCAAGACCAGCGACGGGGUCUGGUUCGAUCUCUUUGGCAAAGGCUUUGUUCUUUUUAACUUGCGUGGCAUGUUCGCAUGGUCUCUGACUUUGCUUAUUGCCACACCACUAAUCUUGGUCCUUCUCACCUAUGUCUUACACAAGUAUGGGAAAUACUAUUUCUUCUCGUCUAAAGUCAAUACUUCUGAGACUGAUGAGCUUGAUUCGGGCGAUGUCGAGAAGGUCAAGAUUGGGGGGUGGAAAGGCUUCUUCCGGUUUCCUUUCGCACUCAUUGUCGCCGGAGCAUUGAAUUUUGGUGCUGCAUUACUGCUGAAGAAGGUGAACCCAUUCAUUGUCUAUAGCAGCGAAUAUGCCGUCUGGGCAAUGAUGACAUCGCUCUUCUACUUCGUCUUCUGGUCCAUCAUGAAAGGUGCAGACUUUGCAAGACCGAGUGCUUUGCAUAGAGGCUAUGUUCACAUAUGGCUAUUUAUUCUCUCGUGGGCUAUUCUUGUGGCUGUGACCGUAUUCGAGGACAGGUUCAAGAUUGCUUCCGGCUACCCGUUUGUGUUCUUCCAGUCGGCUGUCUUUCUGUCUACCCUCAUCGCAUUCACUGAGCUUUUUGCUCUGCCAAACAUGCGGACUUAUGGAGUAAGAGCUCAAGAAGAAGAUCAAGUGAGAGACAGCCUGCAAGCAGUUCCUAGUGCUGAUGCGUUGAUCGCGCCGAGCCCAGGGGAAGUGGAUCCUGCUACUGCUCGGGACAGAGAUGAUGACGAAGAGGGAGAGCCGGCAACUGAGACGACACCACUUGUCGGUGGUCGAGCAAAUGGAGAUAAUGCGCGCACGACGUUUGCGACCACGUACCGCCGGUCCAUCCAGGCUCUAACUGAUGUCACACGAAAGGACCAACAGCCUGAUGACGGGCCACAACCUUACGAGGACGAACAACCUUGGUCGGGUAACCUACCGACAUGGACAUGGCUUCUGCAGUUCCUGAUUUUAGGCCCUUUCACCAUUAUUUUAGUGACCCAAAUUGGUCUGGUGUUCUUGGACGCAGUUGCCCAGACUGGUCCGGAUGGCUCGAGUCCCCUACUACCAUUCCUACUCACUGCUCUGUGCAGCAUCUUGCUUUUGCUCCCGAUCACACCCUUUAUUCAUCGCGUAACUCAUCAUAUUCCCCUUUUCCUCCUCUGCGUAUUCGUCGGCACCCUAAUUUAUAACUUGGUUGCUUUCCCGUUCUCCGCGGACAGCAGGUAUAAGGCGUACUGGCAACAACUCGUCAAUCUUGACACGGGAGAGUCGACAGUCAAGUUCGUGGGCAUCGAGGAUUAUCUUCGGCCAAUAAUCGCAGAACUACCCUCUGCCGCAGGCAAGGAGGUGACAUGCCGCGAUGCAAAGAAUCGUUAUAACAUCAGAGAAUGUGUGUAUGACGGCGUGGAUGUUCCGCCAGUUCUUGCCGGCAACGUCAUCCCCGGCGUGCCUCCGCAGAAGAGCUUCACAGAUCUCGUCUCCGUCAACAUCACGCACGGAUCUGCGCCAGGAACUGCUUCUCUGGCCGUCAAUGCCAAGAACACGAAGGCUUGCUAUCUGAGAUUCAAGAAGGCAAUCAACUUCACCAUAAAGGACGGCACGGGCUGGGAUGAUCGCUUCGGAGCUGUCCCUGAGAGCGGCAUUUACGAAAUCUUGCUGUGGAGAAGAGACUGGAACAAGACUUGGUUUGUUGAUAUCGAAUGGGAUGUUGAUGCCAAGGAUGUGGACCCUCUGACUGAGGUCGAUGAUGGUCAAGAACAUGAUGGACCGGAUGAGUUGAAGGCGCGAGCACCAGGUAUGGAGGGUGAGGUAUCCUGUCUCUGGAGCGACAUCAAUACGCCCGGGACGAUUCCUGCGCUGGACGAAGCGCUUCAAUUCGCACCGAGUUGGGUGGCCAUUUCGAAAAUCGCAGCUGGGCUCGUCGAAGGCAGCAAGACUUUCAUUAUUUGA